AUGAGGUAUAUGGCCAACCCAGAAACUGAACCUGGAAACAAAGAAAGAAUGAUCGCCUUCUUUCAUGGAUAUAGGAUGAUUGCUUUUUCAACAGAUGCUGUAUCACUGUUCCCUUUUCUAGUUGUGGAUCAGAAGGCAAUUAUGAACCAGAAUGCCACUCAUGCCAGGCCAAGACUGUUCUUUUCUCAGCCAGGAAAUCUACUCCAAGGACGUCCACUUCCUCAUGGAGCUCAUCCAAGUAAUUACUUUCCUGAAAUCCUACUGUUUCUCACAAAGAUAAGGCAGCUUUCUGUCCGAGAAGAUAAUUGUGAUCCAAAAUGCAGCGCAAUAAGUGAGAUAUCCAUGGAGAGUGAAAAGAAUUACCAAGUGAGGAAGAACAUACAUGCUGAGUCAUACACGCUCCAUUUGUCAGCUCAAGAGAAUACUCAACAUGAAGAGUGUGGAUAUUACAUGUGGAGGCAAAAGUUCCGAGUCAAACCGGAGAAUAGAGUGGAUAAACGUGCUGAUAUAGAUGAGUAUGUGAUCACACUGGCCUUCCCACAUGGCCAGCGUCUAGCCCGGGGGAAACGGAUUUUGCCAGGUGUCUAUGCUUUUCUUCCUACUGAGAUUUUAACAAACUUCCCUUUCAUCAUUCAGGCUGAUUUCCUCCUUGCAUCCUCAAGAGAGACAAUACUUGUUGAUAGCAUGUGGAACAAGGGAAUUCUUGAGUGUGUUCCGAGCGCUUUCCUGAAUGCAUUUGUAGCACUUGUGAAGUCGAGAGCUGAUUAUCCAGCAAUGUCACUGCCAUCCAUGUUCAACUUCCUACCAGUGCAUCCUUCACAUGUACCAUUUCUAGAGCCACUUAGGUGUGUCAUCAAAGAAAAGGUUCUUGCUGAGGAUAUUAUGCCAUGUGAGUCUUAUACUCUGCAGAAGAUGUUUUGCAAACCAGGUGAAGUUGGGCGGCUCAAGCCAGACUUCUGGGCUAUCCUCAGGAAAGCACAAGAAGCUGGAGUGGAUUUGAAGAAUCUAUCAGCUCAUGGAACCUACAUUGUUAGUUGUCAUUUUGAUAAGAGUAUAUACGACAAUGUGUUUUCAUUUCUGGAUGUAAAAGGUGUGAGUGCCGAAUGGUAUGCGAAAUGCAUUGAAGGGUCCAAUCUUGCCGAUGAGCUACCUGAAGACCUUUAUAUUGAACUUCUACAUUUUGUGGCAACAAAUUGGGACAGUCUUUUGAGUGCAAGAAUGAAAUCUAUUCCCUUACUGAAGUAUGUUGACAGUUAUGGUGUUUCCUCUUUCUGGAGCAUAUCAAGAGCUGGUCAGUCUAGUGACAGACUAUGCAUCUCUCAGAAGUUCAUACAAUGGCUCGUCAACUGGAACCAGGAGUUUCCCUCUUGCAAACAGUUUUUUCUUCCCCUCAGUACACACAGAGCUCUGUUUAAGUUCUCUAAGUACGAUUUUUUGGUAAACUGGCUUCGGAACUGUGUGAACGUGCAGGUUGUCUCUGUCUAUAGCUAUGGACUUAACAUUGCUAAAUCUUUGGACUCUGACCGCAGAUCUAUAGUCGCAUUCGCCCACUUCUUAUACCAUUCAUUUAAGAUUAGCCACAUAGAGAAUAAAUACUUUCUGAUAGAGCUGUGCCGUUCCAUGCCGAUCAUUAACAUCUAUGGGAAGGUGGUGAAGACAAAAAACAUUGUUCUUGUUCCUGCUAAGGGCAGCAAAUGGGUCAGGUUAAUGGGCACCAACCCAUGGAAGGAUGAGAAAUACACAGUAUUGGCAGCAGACUACAUGUCUUCGGCUAAUUUUGCCAGGAACACCACACCUGAUGGCCAGCUCUUGAAAUUCUUGACAGAGCACCUGCCGGUCUUAGAUGUACCAUCUGUAGACCCUCCAGAUGCAAGCUUCCCUACAGUCUCAUCGCCAUUAACCGUUGAUAAUGCAUUAUUGCUCUUGGAGUGGCUACAGAAUCUCAAGUCUCGUGGAGUAAAACUGCCAGCCAAGUUUGUGGAUUGUAUCAGUAAGGGAAAUUGGCUGAUGACAUCUGCUGACUACAGAUCACCUAGCGAAUCGUUUAUGUCCAGUGCAGAGUGGACAGGUCUUCUGCAAAUUGGAUCUUCGUUUGUUGACAUACCAAUCAUUGAUCAGCAAUUCUACCAAAACAAGCUGCGUCUGUAUAAUGAGGAACUCAAAGCAAUUGGGGUGAGAUUUGAAUUUAAUGAGGCAUCCGUGUACAUUGGUAGUCACCUGAUGUCCAUUGCUGAAAGCAAUAUGCUAACCAGAGAUAAUGUGUAUUCACUGCUUCAGCUGAUUCGGUUUCUGCAAGAGAGCAAUCUGCCUACAGGUGCUCUCGUUGACAGUGUGAGUAGCGGAGAAUGGAUGAAGAGUACUCUUGGCUAUAGAUCUCCAGCUAAUUGCAUUAUCUACGACUCAGACUGGGCAGUGGCAUCAUGUAUCAGUAUCCUACCAUUUCUUGAUGUACAGUUCUAUGGAGAAAACAUCCUUGACUAUCAACCAGAGCUUGAGUUGCUUGGUGUUCUUGUUGGAUUUGAAGAUGACUAUAUAGUUGUGAUUGAUAACUUUGAGUUCAGUUCCAAUGCUAUUUCUUCAGAGGCAACUGUACUAAUCCUGAAAUGUCUCCGUUAUGUGAGCCCAUGUGAUGAUUUCAUAACUAAACUCAAGGAUAUAAAAUGGAUAAAGACUAAUGUAGGAUUUUGUGUUCCAAGUAAAUCAUUUCUCAUUGAGCCUGAAUGGGAGUGCCUUCUGAAGGUCUUUGAUGAAGUACCCUUAAUUGAUCUGGGGUUCUAUGGGGGUGUCAUCAGUCUAUACAAAGAAGAGCUGAAGAAGACUGGGUUGAUUGCAGGACACAUGGAGGCUUCAAAUGCUCUAGCUGAUCUUUUCAAGCAGAUGGUGUCAAAAUCAUCGCUCACCAAAGCAAAUGUCCUUGCAUUGCUUGCAUCCUAUCGACAAUUGAAGUCACAUGAGCCAUCUCCCAUGAAGCUUUUCAACUGCUUGCGUGACGAGAAGUGGCUGCACACAUCACAUGGAUUCAGGAGCCCAUCAGAUGCUAUUCUCUUUGAUGAGUCAUGGUGGUUGUUAUCUCCCAUUGCAAGCUUACCCUUCAUAGAUGAUGGGGACUCCUGCUAUGGCUUACCCAUCCACUACCGUUAUUUUGCUAUCAAUGAUGGGUAUUUUCGUCAUUUGGCUAACUCCUUAAUUCUUUCUUGGGAAGCUAGGACUUGA
This is a messenger RNA of Oryza brachyantha (malo sina), 3213 nucleotides long. RefSeq lists its product as uncharacterized. Bases 1 to 3213 code for a protein of 1070 amino acids. The transcript has 4 exons. Lineage: Eukaryota; Viridiplantae; Streptophyta; Magnoliopsida; Poales; Poaceae. The record is from RefSeq and is a predicted model, not a curated record.